GAGGUCAUUUCCAGGAUCACUCUCAAAUCCAGGACCAUAACCACUGUCUUCCUCCUUCAAGCUCUGGAUCCUCUUGCUCGAAGCCUUUUCCUUCUUCUUUCCUCUUUUCAACUGCAAAAUCAUGAUUUACACUCACAAAACUAUGAUGGAAGCAGAAGAUAAGAGAGUUCAAGUACUAUGCCACAAUGGUACACAAAUUGGUCCCUUGUGAAAUAUUAUACAGAAAAUUGAGUAUAUAACAUUUCUUUUUCUGCCAAGAUGAAGAAGUGGUCAGGAGGUAUGAUGAUUGUGGCUCUAGCUGCGAUCUUGGUUUUCAGUUACAGCUUCAUUGGAACUGCAACUAAGCCACAGAACAAGAAACACAAUUCAGCUUAUGAUUUCUUUAACAACCACCCAUCACCGAAUAUUUCCGAUAUCAAACCGAAAAAUCCAACAGAACUCCCCAACAAGCCCCACCUUCUCAAUGUGGAAGGGCUCAACCAGCUUUACAUUUCACGGGACAUUUCAGAAGGUGAUUCAAAGCCGUUGCUCGUGUGGGAUCACUUGCGUGCCCUACUGUCAAGGUCCGAUGCUUUGCCUGAGACCGCUCAAGGUGUUAAGGAAGCCUCUGUGGCAUGGAAAGAUUUGGUCUCCAAGUUUAGUAACAAUGACAAGAAGUCGGAAGAUGAGAAGAACUGUCCUUUCUCUGUGGAUAGACUUGAGGCUGCUGCACUAGGUGAUGGAAUGAUGGUUCUUGAGCUCCCAUGUGGACUUGUUGAGGAUUCUUCCAUUUCAAUAGUUGGCAUCCCUGAUGGGCCCCACAGGAGCUUCCAAAUUCAGCUUCUAGGUUCUCAGCUUUCAGAGGAGCCCAAGGCCUCAGUUGUCUUAAAUUACAAUGUUAGCCUGCCAGGUGAUAACAUGACAGAGGAGCCAUUUGUGGUCCAGAAUACAUGGAUUGAGGAACUUGGGUGGGGCAAAGAAGAAAGAUGCCCGGCUCACCGGUCUUCUAACAGCCUGAAAGUUGAUGGACUUGUUCUUUGCAAUAAACAAGUUUUUAGAAGCUCUCCAGAUGAAAAUCUAAGUGUAAGCCAUCCUAGUGGUGACAUGUCGACCAAUGUUUCCCGCAUAAGUGACCGUGAAACUGCUAGUUUCCCAUUUGUUGAAGGGAUUCCUUUCACUGCCACAUUAUUGGCUGGUGUGGAGGGAUUCCACAUGACUGUGAAUGGAAGGCACGAGACGUCUUUCGCAUAUAGGGAGAAACUAGGACCAUGGUUAGUUAGCAAAGUCAAAGUGGACGGCAGUUUGAAUGUCUUAUCUGCAUUGGCGAAAGGCUUGCCUGUUUCUGAAGAUCGCGAUCUAGUUAUUGACGUCGAGCAUCUUAAAGCUCCGCCUAUCCCAAGGAAACGACUAGUAAUGUUGGUUGGGGUUUUUUCUACUGGAAAUAACUUUGAGCGUCGGAUGGCCCUGAGGCGGUCUUGGAUGCAAUAUGAGGCUGUACGUUCUGGGGAUGUAGCUGUCCGAUUCUUAAUUGGACUUCACAAGAACAAGCAAGUGAAUUAUGAGUUGUGGAGAGAAGCUCAUGCUUAUGGAGAUAUCCAAUUGAUGCCGUUUGUUGAUUAUUACAGCCUGAUCAGUUUGAAAACAAUUGCAAUUUGCAUUAUGGGGACGAAAGUCCUGCCUGCUAAAUUUAUCAUGAAAACGGACGACGAUGCUUUUGUUAGGAUUGAUGAAGUUCUGUCCAGCCUUAAGACGAAGCCGUCAAACGGUCUCUUGUAUGGUCUUAUAUCGUUCGAAUCAUCACCCCACAGGGAGAAAGACAGUAAAUGGUUCAUCAGUGAUGAGGAAUGGCCCCAUCCUUCAUACCCGCCAUGGGCACAUGGUCCGGGGUAUGUCAUCUCUAGAGACAUCGCCAAGUUCAUCGUUCAAGGGCAUCACAAAAGAGACCUCAAGCUUUUUAAGCUUGAAGAUGUUGCAAUGGGGAUAUGGAUUGAACAAUUCAAGAACAGUGGUCAAGAAGUGCAUUACAUCACUGAUGAGAGGUUCUACAAUGCUGGGUGUGAAUCAAACUACAUUCUUGCCCAUUACCAAAGCCCCAGACUGGUGUUGUGCCUUUGGGAGAAGCUUCAGAAAGAGCAAAAGCCCAACUGCUGCGAGUAAAGGGAAGUUUCGGAUCAACUCGAGUCCCCAACAUGAAGACCAGUUCCAAAGAUAUAGAUCAUAAGAUCGAAUGAUAUGAUGUGAAACCGUGGUGGAUGUUACAAUUCAAUUCAUAUUCCUUUUUGGGGUUCCUUAGAAACCUCUUAUGGGGGACUGUACAAUGUUCUCUAACAUGACUAUGUUGGAGUG
Morus notabilis is the source of this 2325-nucleotide messenger RNA. RefSeq names its product hydroxyproline O-galactosyltransferase GALT3. The record is from RefSeq and is a predicted model, not a curated record. Gene Ontology annotation, molecular function: carbohydrate binding; galactosyltransferase activity. Gene Ontology annotation, cellular component: Golgi membrane. Lineage: Eukaryota; Viridiplantae; Streptophyta; Magnoliopsida; Rosales; Moraceae. The transcript has 8 exons. The coding region runs from base 259 to 2136 and encodes 625 amino acids.